Messenger RNA from Porites evermanni, 11413 nucleotides. The record is from the annotation of a GenBank genome assembly. Lineage: Eukaryota; Metazoa; Cnidaria; Anthozoa; Scleractinia; Poritidae.
CCACCAACUAUCCAACAUGGCGUCGUCCAUGGAAGUUCAACCUUCCUCAUCAAAAGAUGUAUCCGAUACUGUUUUGGCAAGUUCUGGUUCCAGUGGAAGCGUAUCUGUGGCUCUUCAUCCUCUCGUCAUCAUGAAUAUUUCUGAACAUUAUACUAGGAUAAAAGCACAGUAUGGAAAACCGAACCCUCAAGGUAGGUUUCAGUUACGAUUAAGCUUAUAUUUGCGACACUCUGUAUAGGUAUUUCCGACGUAGCUUGUUCUCACUUGAUUUCGCGAGUAUUUGAUUUUGCAAUAUUUUAGGGAAGGGUAGAAUUAAAGUGUAGUAAAUUUCGCGAUUUUUCUAUUCUUUUAGAUGUAAAGGUAACUUGACCUCAGAACAGUAACAACGUAACAGAAUUAAUAAUUUUGUCGUAAACAACAGCAAACAAAGACAAUUACCAACAAAAGUUUGACGACUGCACCAGCGAGAUUUUGAAGAAUCUAGCAGCAGAGAACAGUUCGGAAAGCGAGGGUGAUGCGGUGGAAGGCUAAUGGCCAAAAUCAAACAAAAAACUCCUGAACUUGAAACUGAAACAUGUUGGCAUAACUAAUACAGCAGCGGCUUGGAUUUCGUUAUUUAUGGAUGCAUAUAUCCGAUAUUAAAUUUCACGAUUUUAAUCUUCUGAGUAUCAGAUUUCGCGAGUAUUAUAUUUUGAGGUUUUUCCUAAAACUAUUGUGAAAAUGACAAAAUGUAAUAUUUGGAAAAGUAAUUGAGAAAUAGGGAAACUGAAGUCACGACGAUCACUAUUAAUGAAAUGACCAUCUUGAAGAUUAUAGGGAGGAUUGCACUCCCAUUCCAAUCACGUUUGACAAAGUAAUAGCCAUGGGAUGAUUGCAAAGAAAUCUGCCAAUAACUGUGCUGCACGUACAGUUUUUCUCUUGCUUAUUAAACCUGUUCCUUUUCUAUUUUGUCAUUUCCUUUGUUGUCAUUGUGGUUUCUCGAGCUCGCUAAGCAAUUCUUAGUAUGCAACGACUCUGCUGAAAAACCGAUCAUUUGAUGGAAAAUGGGCAACAAAAUUAUGCCCGAGUACCCAUAGAGAGGCUCAUACAUGUAUGUGGACAGAUGUAAACUCAACGUCUAAUUUAAACAUUAUUGCUGUUAAAAGUGGGUGAAAGUAGGUGAAAGUUAAAAGCUCUUAGAACAUGCUGGACAUUGAAUUUCCAAUAUAUGUUUUUUAAAAUAUUGCUCAUUAUUAUCAUUUAACAAUAAUUGGUUUAUGAGUCAGCAUGCGUUUGUUGAGAUAUGAAGCACUAGCAAAAUUUGUAGAGCACAAAAGAGGCGUAAGAGUUGCUCCAGGCUUAGAUGAGAACAACUCUACCCUCAUUGAGAGAACGACUACAAAAGACACUUGAGAAAACAUUAAAAAGUGUUUUACAAUCCAUAUUGAGUCGGAAAACUAUAGAUUCACUGAAAAAUUCUUCUUGAACAAAAAAACUUUGCAAAGAUUGAUUUGCACACACCAUAGCUCGCCCAGAUGACAACAACAACACUCACCCGCUCCCCUGUGAUCUGCUAACAAAUUCAAAGGCAUUUCUUUUUAGAUUACAUAAUUUAUAAAACACAAUCAUGGUAAAUGCUUCAUCGUGUUCUAUUGAGUUAUGGGUGCACUUGGGGGGAUUGCUAAACCCACAAAAACAUGAGGUUUUAGUUGGUUGAUGUCAUCAGCGUGCUGGAUGGGAAUAUGAAGCACAUUUGCACUAUUAAAUUUGAUUAGGCAAGUCUUCUAGCUAUGGUAUGAUUAUUAUGUAUAAUUGUUUGAAAUUGCUGUAAUUGUUUAUCUCUUUUUGGGUUUAGUGAUUGGAGCUCUUCUUGGAACUCAGGAUGGACGAAACAUAGAAAUUUUCAAUUCCUUUGAGCUGCAAUUUGAUCUGUUUGAUGAUGGUCAAAUUGUGAUUAACAUGGAGUAUUACAAGACUAAAGAAGAACAGUGUAAGUUUGUCAUACUUUAUUAUAGGAAAUUUAUGCUCAAUGAAUUAAUUAAGGUAUUGGAAAUUAAUCAACUCAAAGGGCUUUUGUUACUUAUAAGGGAUCGCUGCUCCAUAGAGCAAAACAAGUAGGUCUGCAAGAAAAAUGACAAAUUUAAUACAACAAAAUAUUAUGUCACAUGUUUGACAACAGAGACCAAAAAAGUGCAAAUAUUGGUCAUUUCUGGAUGCAUCUUUUAGCCACAAAUGAUGAAUAUCGUAGUUAGGACAUUUCUUAGUAAUUUUUUUGGAUGUUAACUAGUUUACUGUAGAUUCAAGCAAGAAUACUACAGAAAAUAAUCAAAAGAAGUUAUGUUUUUUUCCUUUUUCUUCACUUUACAUUUGGCUUAAUAUAGAUUCGUCAUGUUGCCAUGUAAUCUCAUCAGUCUUCUCAAUAUGCAUUCAGUUACAUGUACAUGUGGUUUUUUUCCUCUAUAAAGUGACAGUCCCCUUAAGUUACGAAAGCCACUCAAGUUGAUGUUACACAAGACGAUUAGCAAUGACGGUUUUUAGCUUAAGAAAGCAUUGCAACAUUGUUGUGACAUUAAUUUUGUUCGAAUAGCUACUAUAGUCACAGCCUUUACGCGCUAAAGUUUUUAACACACAAACUUUAUUCUAGAACUUCUACAACUGGUGCAGGGAAACAAGUGAACCAAUGUGAAGUAUAACGAAGUAUAGCGAAGUAUAGCGAAGUAUAGCGGUACUGAAAAAUAACAAUUAAACAAAUACAAAGUCAAGAUAAAACAACCUACAAACUGAACGAAAGCAAUAAGGCAAUCUAGAAAUGCGAAUGAAACAAUCAGCUAAACGAAGAACUGACGCGAAAAAUUACAAUAAAAGCUAAAUAUACGAUAUGCAGAAAAAUCCUAACACGAAGGACAAAGCUACGCGAACAAUGAAAAACUAAUUAACCAAACAACAGCACUAAAGGUGCGAACACGAAAAUAACUAAGAACGCGGCGAACAUAAAAAUACUAUAAAGGUAACGGAAAACAUUCCUGGCGCUUACAGCUACAAUAUUUUUCCAACAUUGCAACGCUGUGUUGCACUAAAAAUCAUCAUUGCAAAUCAUCCCAUGUAAAAUCGCCUUUAAAGGGGCUUUGUCAUGGCUGACUGUUUGAUUUUGUUAAUAACAACUUCUAUGCUUCGGUUUUUGCUAUGAAACCUGAGAAAUUUCUUUUGGAUGACAAAAUUACAGUUUCAUCUCUUACAAACAUGUCUCCCAAACAUUAUAUCAAACAUUAAAAACAACAAUCUGUUUUAAUCUUCUUCAAGUUUGUCUAUCUGUGCCUCGUUUUGAAUUCAUACAUUUUAAACAGUUAUUUUAUAUGAACGUUCAAUUUGGUAGCUGAGCUCCCACUAUUUGAAUAAUUAUGGUAAAUUUUUUGACACAACUCUUAACAUUUUAAUGCAAAUUUAGUGGAAAAUGACUGGUGCUCUCUUUCCUAUUAUUCUACCCUCAAUAACUAAUCGGACAGGAUCACCAUGUCAUAGGGUAUGACUAAGCCAGACUCUCUGUCUUCUGUUGAUAACAGAUAUGGUGGCCCUCUCCUCAUCAACAAAGAGAGGGUAAUGUUUCAAAACGAGGGAAAUUAACAGAAUGUUCGUAAAGACACAAGACUUGUUGAGAUAACAGGAACAAAGUUUAUAAUCCAAAAUGGAAACUUUGUUUGUGGUACUUUCCCUAAACGUGUGAAGAGAGUCAAGCAAAGAAAUCUAGCCACUUGUCAAGUGAAUUUAGGGCAAAAUCUCCUUUGGCCUAUUUUGUUGACAUGGAUUUGUAUUCUUCCCUCUUUUGCUCUGAAAAUAUUGCAUAUUUUUUAGCAAGAGCUCUUAAUUGGUUUAAAUUUUUAAAUAAGUAUGGAAAGGUUUUAUUUUGAUUGAAAUUAAAGGGACAACAAAGUUCCCCAAGCUAUCCAUGCUAGGUAACUCAAAAUAAUUAUUGCCUACCGAUGGAUUCAUUUGUUUUUCUCUCCACCAAGGCAUAAAGAAAGCUGUAGUUGCAGUUAAGAAAAAUAUAUUUAUCUUUCAAAUUAAUUCUUUUUUUCCAAGUAAUUCAAUUUUUUUUUCUUGUUGUCAUGUUCCCACAAUAAGUGAACCUCUGCCAUUUUAAGAAAAUGAACCACUCACAAACCACAACUCUUUGGUUUGCCAACAAAAGGCCAUAUAUUUUUUAGUUAUUUUGUGAAUUCAGUUAUAAGAUGCAUGACAAACUUUUAAACAAGAUUUUGUCAAGGUAAAAAAUCUGAAAAAUAAGCUUGUACCUGGUUGUUAGGUGCAACUGCAAUUUUUGGUGAUGUUCUAUAAACUACAAUAACAUGCCUCCCAAUGUUCCUAAUAAUGGAACCCAAAACACGUUUUUUAAUCUAUUUACCUUAUCAACUUAGCUGAUAAAUCCAAAUUUUCUUAUAAAAUAACUAAGAUGGUAUGCACGCUCUGAUUGGCUGAGAGAAGUGUUUGAAUGAGGGUAUGUAAACAUAAUUGUGGCGUCAAGUUGUUUUGCUUUACCCGCGCUAAUCACGCAAGCACGAAUUUGAAAAAGUUUCCAUGUUCAAAACUCGACAAGUUUACUUUAUUCACCCAUUCCUUCGUCAGCUGAAACUUGGAAAAUCGUUGCGAAGAAAGUGUGUCAAUCUUUUUUCGCUUUAGCUGACAUUUUAAGCGAGAAAAGUCUGUAUUUUGGAAAGCAUCUUUUUGCAAAACAAGAACUGAUUACGCGUGCAAGACUUCGUGGACAAGACUUUGCGACUGGUAAGAAUUUCUAUUUUAAUCAGUGCCAUACAAAGAGUUUUGCGUUUUUUCUUGGGAAAUUUAUUUUAUAAAAGCAAUAGAAAACUUUUUUCCUGUUUGCAUAGCCUGAUAUAAACACUCAAGGCGUUGGGAGAAUUCUCGACAGUUAUGCAAACCCUCGACUUCGUCUCGAAUUCUCCCAACCCCUCUCGUGUUUAUAUUAGGCUAUGCAAACACGGAAAACGUUUUCUAUUGCUUAAAUAUUUUAUCCCUUUAAAUAACUAACCUCUUGAUUGAGAGAUCGAAUUGUCACUGCAUUGUUAUUGCUGGUGAUGUCACAAGCGGCACAAGGGAUGUUGAUCCACACAGGCAAUUGUAGGCAGUUGAAGUGCGAAUAGGUUUAAAUUAAUUUUUUUAAAUUAUUAUUUUAAUUUAUAGUUCAUCAGGUGUUUAAGAAUCUGGAUUUCCUUGGUUGGUAUACGACAGGGUCUGAACCCACUGAAAAUGACAUCAAAGUACACAAACAGGUUUGUUUUGUAUAACCUCUGUCACAGACAUAAUGUAAUCUAAUGCUGGCAUAUACUAUCUGCUUAGCAGUGGUAAGUUCUUUGUUCUGGGCCCCCAAAGGUCUCAUUGAAUUACUAAAAGUGUAUUCCGAAUUUCCUUCAACUUGAUUGGCCAAUCAAAUAAUGCCUUUUUUAGCGGGCCAACCAUGCCGUGUGUGUACUCGUCAAAUCCUGGUACUCAGCUGGUGGCCAAGAACAGGGAUUUCUGUGCUCACCCACCGACAAACUUAACCAAAAGUUUGGUUUCGUCUGUGUUGCAGUCUAGUUUUGUGAAGAUGAUUGACUGUUGAUCUUUUGAAGUUGUUAUGUUUCUACUUUCUCAAACUUUGUGAAAAUUAAUUUUUCUUCAGAUGUGUGAGAUAAAUGAAAGUCCAUUGUUUCUGAAACUUAAUCCACUUGCAAAGACAAAUGAUGUAAGUUAGUAUCAAUUUUAUUGUUUUUGUUGUUUAACAUAUGCUAUGCUGUACACAUCAAUUUUUGCUUUUAAUUUUUGCUUUUUUAUUUGAUGUUAUUUUAGUUACAAUUAUUACAUGUUGGAGUGAGUGAUAUUGUUUGAUGAUUUUGUUUUAAUUUGGUUGCCACCUUAAACUGUGAUUUUUUUUUAUUAUUUCAAAGUGGAACAAUAUUUCCUGUUGUUUGACAUGUUGAGCAUGAGUAGACAUCUUUUUAACUUGCUUGUAAUUUCAACAAUUUUGUUUCAGUUACCCAUCAGUUUGUUUGAAUCUGUGAUAGACAUUGUUGAUGGAGCAGUAAGUAGUUAUUAGGGACUUUAAGAUCCAACAACGUGGCGGCAAUGAGAUUGUUGCUUAAAAAGUGAAUUUGCGUUCUUUCAGUCUUUAUCGCAAUUAUUCCUACCCACUUACUUUGUCAAAUGUAGGUGAACCCUCCUGGAGUUGAAUUCCUAGGGACCAUAUUCAAGUACAGAAAAAGAAAUAAAAUUUCAUUGUUGCUUGUUUACGUCCUCAUAAAACACCAAAUUAGGCAUUUUUACGUCGUAGUCGUGCAAAAACGGGCAAAGAAAUGUACCAAAAAGUGUGUUACACAUGCAAAGUUGUUGUUUUGCUUAUAAAACCUAUUGUUUUUUUUGUGUGUUCUUGCUGCCGUCUGCGUUGUUGGAUCUUAAAGUCCCUACUAUUUAACAAAUCAACCACAAAUUUCCAAGGUCUACACUUUUAUAGACUAUAAAAUGACAUCAUAAAAUGGUCAAAACUCAAGUGGAACCACGAGCUGCAGGCAAGUGGUUUCAAUGCAAAGUUUUGACCAUUUUGUGGCAUCAUUUCUAUGGUCUAUAUUAAAGAGUGUAGAUCAUGGAAAAUUGUGGUCGAUUUGUUUUUUACAAUGACAUUUAUUAUUUUACAAGAAACCAAAAACAAAAACAACCGGCACUGCGGGACAUGUUAUGUCGUGUCCAUGGGCUAUACUGUCAUAGACCAUAGCUCUCAACCAAUCAGCACGCGAGGAUUCGCUCAGUUAUUGUAAAAUAUUAUAUAACACUAAGCUUAAUUUUCGGUAUGAGCAUCAAUCAGUGCAAACAUAAGGGCCUUGUGUCAAAUGCAAACAAAUGCUAUUUAAGAGUUAUUUUCAGAAGUGAUAAGCUAUUUCUUUUAAGUGUACAUGUACAGCAUACCAUUUUAAUGUAGUUUCUUUAUUAAAUCUUCAGGCACGUAUGUUGUUUGUGCAAACUCACUACACGUUAGCUACAGAAGAAGCUGAAAGAAUUGGAGUAGAUCAUGUGGCAAGGUUAUCCAAUACAGGGACAGUUGAUACUUCAACAGGUUUUAUAUAAUUUUAUUAUCAUUUAAUUUGUAGUGGUGUAUCAAAACAGUUCUCUGUGACUUUUCUUAUUUUGAUUAAAUUUCAACCCGUUCACCUUAGAGCCUGUAGUAUCUCUGAGGUUAGAGCAUCUAAAUUACACAGUGUACAUGUAAGUUGUAGUGUGAUGGGUUUGAUUCCCACAUGGAGCUCAGAAUUUUCUCUGAGCUUUCUGGUGUUAGAUUUUGCUUUCUUCCACAAAAUAUGUACGAUUGUGGGACCACAUUCUCACUGUAUUUCCAUGGACCAUCAUAGGGAUAACACAAAAUAAUCAGGGUCUUCUGGAACCAUGCCCUUCUUCAGUUCACUGCGUACAUUGUUAAAAUGCUGUAAGCGGGCUCCUUUUGUAAGCGGACGUGGAUAUUCUUCAGGGAAUGUAGAACUAAACCAACUGGCCUUAAGUGGGCAGUAAAGAGAGUCAAGGCUAUGUUUUAUCCACUGCAAAAAAGUCCUUAAAUAAAAAAUAAGUUCUAGCAAGUAAAUGUCACAGACUUUUGAGUACAGCAUAGGGCUGCAAAUAGUAAUAUUAUGGGUGACUAGAGCUGGUCAAUACAGCCACAGUGAUAACACUACAGACAUAAACUAAGCCUUCAUUUUUCUGUCCGACAUUGUUCAUAUCUUUUUACAGUUUCAGAGCAUCUUCUUGCCCAGUACAAUGCCAUCAAGAUGCUUCAUUCAAGAGUUAAGAUGAUUUUAGAAUAUGCCAAAGCUGUAAAAAAUGGUGAGCAAACAUGUAAAAUCUUAGGGGGAGGGGGUAUUCAACAGAAUUUUAUAUGGGAAGGCUCUGCCUGAGGUUUAACCACUUGCCCUAGUAUAUACCAUUUUUUGACAGAAAACAUACCCCUUUUGUAUACCUUUCAUUGACAAAAUACCCCUGUCACAUACUAGUUUAGAAUGCUGCCUCUCUUUCAUCACCAUCAUUAUCAUCAGGGUUUGUAUUCACUCUUGACAGAGGAACUCCUCCCUGGAUUGAUCCCACACGUGUCUGUGCUUGGCUACACUUGACCAUACCGGUCCAAACUGGAUUCAUGACCCUGUUUUCUGGUCCAAAUUCUUGGGGUCCACUCUGUUGCUCUGAUGGUCCAACAGUUAUCAGAUAGCCGUGCGAUGUGAAUGCCCAUCUAUGCUUUGCUUUCCUGAUAGUGUUGAUGAUAUUGCUUAUGCCAGUUUCUUGUUGAAUGCAUCUCUUUAAUCAGCUGUAAAAGCACUGUUUUUAAAACAUGAAUUAAUUACUUAACCAUGAAGUUUUCUUGUCUUUUCCACAGCCAUAAAAUAUGUCUGCUAGCUCUUUGAGGUCCUUUCACAGACUGCAAUUACAGAUUUCCCUACCCUUUCAUAUACUUCAACUAGUGAAACCCCUGCCCUUUCACAUACCUGAAGCCUGAAAAAGAUACCCCUUUUGGGCGCAGCUUUCCUGUAUAGGCCAUUAUAGGUAGCACCCACCUCCCAGGGUGUAAAAUAAUCAUGAGGGUCCUGACACUUAUGCAAUACAUAGUGCAUGAUUUUCUUUGUCUGUGACUAUAUAAAUUUGAGAAAAUUACAGCAGCAUUGAUGAGUUUUUAUUUUUCAUUAUAAUUAUUAAUCCAGGAGAAGUUCCUUGUAACCAUGAGAUAAUGAGGGAUACACUGAGUUUAAUCCAGAGGCUUCCAGUCAUGCAGACAGAUGUAUUUAGAGAAGACUUUUACAAUGUAAGUGUCACCUGAUUUUUACUCCACGCAUAGCCUGCAAACAGAGGCUCUAUUUGGCGAGCAGCACACCAAAAAUGGAGGGAGCUUGCUCGCAGGCUAAUUCAAGCUGUCAUGGAGACUAGACUCCAGAUUCUCCUUUGUAAUCUCAUCAGAGGUGUUUCCAUGAUGCUGUCAUUAUCAUUGUUGUGUAUGCAAUUAGUUUCUUUUGGUUCUAUCAAAGGCCUAGUCUCCUUCGCAACCGCUCGGACCGCAGUCACGCAAUGCCCCCCGCCCAAACCCUGCCCCCACAGAGACUAUCACAGGUGUCCCAAGCUCACGUUUAAGUGUGGAAUGUAAAUUUACUUUCUCGCAACAGAGUCAGGGGCCUUUAGAAAGUAAAAAUUAGUUGUAUUUCUGAACACAGCAGCUGUAGUGCGUCGUGUGCUGACCUUGAAGCUGUCCCUCUAAACGAUCCCAAGAGGCUUUGUGGUCACAUAUCAAACCCAGUUUUUUACUCGUCUAGAACAUGCUGCCUGAAAUCAGUGAAACUAAAAUAAAGUGGUCUCAUGUCUCUUUUCCAGCAAUGUAAUGAUGUCAUGUUGAUGUGCUAUUUGUCCACAAUAACAAAAGGUGCCAACAGCUUGAAUGAGGUAUGUUUAUUUUAUUUGCAUCCACUUACUAUAAUAAAAAAAACAAAUCUUAAAGUUGUAAUUUCAUUCUCCAUGUUCUUAGUUUCACAGUAAAGGCGUUGUUGAAUGACGCACCUCAACCGGAAGUGUGGCCUUUUCCCUCUUAAUAGUGAACUUACGCAACAGGACGGAAAGAAGAUGGCAAACCUUGUGUGACAAGCGUGACAAUAAUUUUGUUUGAAAAAACUUUCUGCCAAACUUCAUCUACCUUUAAACAGCUAUUUUUGUAGAAGACCAGAAAGCGUUAAUGUCAAUUGAAGAUCAUGACAAAACACCCAAGUGAUAGCCCUGUCACGUUUGUCACACACAGACGUUUUGCUGUCCUCUUCAUUCUGCCGUUCUGUUGCGUAAACUCACUAAAUAUGCCUGGAAGCUACCAAAUUUGUAUUGCCAAGUGUAUUUACUUCUAUAGAGACAAUCAGGCUUAAAAUUUGGCGAAACUCACUGCCUAAAAAUGCAAAAGUUUACUUCUGGUUGAUGUGCGUCGCUUAGAAUCGUCUUAGCCUAAGGUCCUUUAUGAUAACGUGGCCUUAAGGGCAGAUUUAUUUGCAACAUACGCGAAAAAGCGUCACAUUUGCCUGCUGGAAUUCAUUUCUAUGGCUUUUAAGCUAAAAAAAUUUUAUAGCAAAAUGAAACUACUAUAUGUGUAAAUAUUUCAAAUGAAUGUGCCCUUUAUUCCGAUGUAUGUGUUAACUAACAAUAGUGACAUAGCGCAACAGGAGGGCAGAAAGAAAAGGACAGCAAAAUGUUUGUGUGACAAAAGUGACACGGUCAUUACUUGCUGUUUUUCAAAAAGAUCUGUUUAAAAGAAGGUGAAGUUUGGUGGAAAUUUUUUCAAACUUUUUUGUUGUCAUGCUUGUCACGCAAGCAGACCUGCCAAGCCCCCAAGAGUGAAAAAACUGGAGGUGGGCUCAAAAAAACCUUGAGAUUGAGCAAAAAAACUGCAGAUUUUGCAAAAACGUCACCUAACUUCAUUAGACAAUCUAUACGUAGGUGAAGGUUAACUAUUAGCACUGGAGGAUUAUAUUUCACUCUGUAUUUUGCUGAUCCAUCGUACUUCUUAGUCUUACCAGCACUCCGCUGUCGUUUCGGUUUGGAUUCAUCUGAACUUUCAGCUGAAUUGGAGUCCUCGUCAAUAUGUAACACUGUUUCUGAUUCACGCUGAAAUACCGCCAUUGCUUGUGAAAUUCUCUUACGUAGGAAAGCAUUCCAAGGCACAGCCAGCUAGACUUGGUUACCUUGAGAACGACCCAAUGGAAGCCAAAACGGAAAAUGUUCUGUGUGCUACAGAUUUUGUUGUAUGAAACAAACCUUUAAAAGCUUAAUUUCACAAUUAAUAUCAGCGAGGGUUUUCUCAGCAAAACCGGGAGAUUUUAUGUAUUCAUCGGGAGACCGUGAGAAAUGACAAAAAACCGGGAGUCUCCUGGCAAAACGGAGAGGGUUGGCAGGUCUGCGCAAGGUUAGCCGUUUCUUUCUCCUGGCAUCCUAUUGCGACAGUUCUCUGUUUUGUUUUCUUAUGUGUAAUCGGUUUUGUCAAACUGUUUCUAAGGCGACAAACAGAAACAGAGAAAUGGAAAAGGAAACGGGAACUUGAAAGCAGAGAAUGAAUAAUGGGAUGGUGAUAGGGUUAGGGUUAUUUUUCUCCUCCGUGUUCCUUAUCCCUAAGAGUGAUCAGCAUCAAAUUUCUCUUCUCUUCACACUAACUGUAAAGAAGUAGAAGAGGCUGCUUGUAGUUUUGAACUCUUAAGUUAGAGCUACAUAUCUUACGUCCACCAGUGCCUUUGGGUUCAGUUGAUGUUGAUAGUCUUCUUUGUGAUAUUCAGUGCAUCGUUAAGUUAUUAUCAAUCUUAAUGAGCUUAAAAAUUCUUUUUUUCAGUUCAUCAACAAGUUUAAUGUGGUCUAUGACCGAGGAAUGGGCCGAAGAAUGAGAGGAACCUUGUUUUAG